AUGAUCGAAGGAAUUGCCGUUGUCCAAAACUCCAACAUGAACAAAGCUAUAACUAUAGAAUUCAAAUCAGAUCCAGUACUCGUACGACCUCAGACAAAGGAUUGCACAUUCCUAGCGAAUUCUAAUCGGGAACAAAUCCAGAAACUUAUAGCGGAGAGAAAUGAGACGACCAACACCACGGCGUCGUCUUACGGCGGCGCGGAGGCGGAGGAAGACGAUGAAGUCAAAUGA
Molecule: messenger RNA, 231 nt
Organism: Microthlaspi erraticum
Lineage: Eukaryota; Viridiplantae; Streptophyta; Magnoliopsida; Brassicales; Brassicaceae
Source: the annotation of a GenBank genome assembly